AUGGACGCGGCUAGAUCGUUCGGGAAUGCUGCUGGGAAAAGGAGAACCUCGAUUAAGAUGAACCGAAAAGAAACAAGCGUGCAUAAGCGUUUUCAACGAGCAACGUAUCGGGUAAUUGUUCCGUGUUGGUGUCUGCAAUCGUUCGGUAGCAGGACAAAAUGGGCCACUCACUUCGAGACCGGUAAGACUUGUGGAAGUGAGGUUGCCGUCGUAGUUGCAUCGGUGGUGUCCUCCAUAACCGCAUCCGUAGUCGCGGUCGUAGUUGCGGUCGUAGUUUCGGUCAAAGUUGCAUUCGCAGUUGAAGUGGUUAUUGCAGUAGUGGUUGCAGUAGUAGUUGCCGUCCUCGUUGAAGAUGUGGUCGCAGUCGUAGUCGCAGAUCUAGUUGCAGUCGUAGUUGCAGUCAAAGUUGCAGAUCUAGUUGCAGUCGUAGUUGCAGUCAAAGUUGCAGAUCUAGUUGCAGUCGUAGUUGCGGAUUUAGUCGCAGUCAUAGUUGCAGUCGUGAUGGCAGUGGAGGUUUUAGUUGCAGUUGUAGUGGUCGACGUCUUCACGGUCGUUGAGGACGUUUUUUUGGAUGUUGAAGCUAUCUUCGUGGACGUCAAAGAUGUUUUCUUGGACGUUGACGACGUCUUUACGGACGUGGAAGACGUCUUCUUAACAGUGGAGGAUGUCUUUGUGGACGUAGAGGACGGUUUCUUUGAUGUCGAAGACGUCUUUGAGGACGCGGCCAACGGCUUUGCGGAUGUGGAAGACGUUUUCCUAGAAGUCGAAGAUGUCUUUGUGGACGUUUUCUUGGAUGUUGACGAUGACUUUGCGGAUGUGGAAGACGUCUUUUUAGAAGUGGAAGAUGUCUUCACGGACGUAGGAGUCAUCUUCUUAGAGGUUGACGAUGUCUUUGUGGACGUUGAGGACGUCUUCCUGGAUGUCAAGAAUGAUAAUCGUGAAAUUUGA
This is a messenger RNA of Laccaria bicolor S238N-H82, 948 nucleotides long. RefSeq lists its product as uncharacterized. The transcript is spliced from 3 exons. Lineage: Eukaryota; Fungi; Basidiomycota; Agaricomycetes; Agaricales; Hydnangiaceae. The record is from RefSeq and is a predicted model, not a curated record. The coding region runs from base 1 to 948 and encodes 315 amino acids.